Messenger RNA from Centruroides sculpturatus (bark scorpion), 848 nucleotides. RefSeq names its product protein FAM49B-like. The transcript has 3 exons. Bases 1 to 519 code for a protein of 172 amino acids. Lineage: Eukaryota; Metazoa; Arthropoda; Arachnida; Scorpiones; Buthidae. Gene Ontology annotation, biological process: regulation of actin filament polymerization. Gene Ontology annotation, molecular function: small GTPase binding. The record is from RefSeq and is a predicted model, not a curated record.
AUGGCAAGUGUUUUACACAAAAAAGCCGUUUAUUUGUUAACAUUUAUGCUUACAUCGGCAAUCGACAGUCCUUCACUAAUUCCCGUCGGCAAUGUAGAGAGACGAGGAGGUCUACUUCUGGUUGGCCCCGGUGCGGACGAGAUGAAGUCGGAAGCAGCGGAGUCCAAAGAUCCUAUUGAAGAAGAAUUAGAAGUUCCAAAUGAACUAGCUAAUAGAAUGUCCUUAUUCUAUGCUCAUGCUACACCUAUGCUGAAAGUAUUAAGUGAUGCUACUACACGUUUUGUUGCUGAAAAUAAAGAUUUACCAAUAGAAAAUACUACUGAGACAUUAGGUACAAUGGCCAAAGUGUGUCAAAGAAUGGUGGAAAAUCCGGAAUUUUAUUCAAGGUUUAAAAAUGAAGAAACAGUUCUCUUUGUUCUUCGGGUUAUGGUUGGUGUUAUUAUAUUAUAUGACCACGUUCAUCCGGUUGGAGCAUUUGCCAAAUCAUCUCAUAUUGAUGUAUGUAUUAAGUCUUGGUAAAAUAAUAAUUAUAGCAUUCUUUAUUCUAAUUUCAAUCAAAUGUAAAUUUUUAAUAAACUAUUUGUAUGUUAGAUUUAAAAAAUACUAAUGAAUAAAAUGUUACCUUUAUUUCCUGAACAAGAAUUUGUUUAAAGCUUGAUAUAUUUUUGAAAUUAGACUUGAAAUUAUUAAUUUAUUCCAAAACCAUGUCUUCUUCUAAUUAUUCUUUACUUCACAACUGGGUGCAUGGGUAGACACUUGCUUCUUUAACAUCACUCUUUAUUCAGGAAUAUCUUACACACCAAUAGCAGUAUACACUGUUAUUGGUGUGUAAGAUAUUCCUGUGUAAG